UUUACGUCAUUAUUGUGUGGUUGUGGUUUAAGUGUCAUUCAUUUUUCAUUUGCCAUUGUUAUAAGUUUUGAUUUUCAAUAAAUGAUUUUGUAGUCUUGAGUGAAACUGAGGUUUUUAUAUGAAUAUUAAAUGUGCACCUCCCUGACUAAUAGACCAUGAUUAACAGACCAUGAAUAAAAUAAACAACAAUUAUGAAGAUAUUCGCUGGUAUCAUGGAAAACUAUCACGGGAGGAAACAGAAAGGGUUUUGCUACAAGAUGGAAGGAAGAAUGGAUUGUUUUUAGUAAGAGAAAGCAACUCCUCUACAGGAGAUUAUGUUUUAUCAGUGCUUCAUAAUGACCAAGUCAGUCACUUCCAAAUUAGAAGGCAUGCUGAGGAUGCAUUUUUUUCAAUAGAUGAAUGCCUGAAAUUUCAUGGUCUAGAAGUGUUGAUAGAACACUACACUGUUACACCAAAUGCUUUACCAGAAAACUUGGUCCUUACUGAGUAUGUGGUGAAGUAUCCUCCACCACAUGAUUCGAGAAGACACGGAAGAACAAACUUACUGCAUCGAGCCACUGACCAGGGAAAUUAUACUGUCGUUUCUGAAUUAUUGAAAACUGACUAUCCACAUGAUGCCAAAAACCAGGAAGGACAAACAGCUGCCCAUCUAGCAAGUAUGACUGGAAAAAAUGAUAUUUUAAGGAAACUCAUUGAAUCAGAUGCCAGUGUUAAUCUAAGAGAUUCUGCAGGGUUCACACCUUUGCAUUAUGCAUGCCAAAAUAACUUUCCCUCUACUGUGAGACUUCUAGUUCAGUUAGGUGGUGCCAAUAUCCAAGCAAGAAAUACUGAAACAGGUACCGUACCUUUACAUGAAGCUGCAAAUCGAGGGCAUAAAGAGGUUGUUAAAGAACUGUUGAGUUUAAAUGCCCCUAUAAAUAUAAGUAUACAACAAAAACGUCGAAAAGUGAGUGGUACCAUGGCACUUUGGACAGACAUGAAGCAGAAACGAUAAUUAAACAACAUAAUACAAAAAAUGGUGCCUAUUUAGUGAGGUUUAGUGAAAGAAAUAAGGAAUAUGUAUUGACAUUGUUCUACGAAGAUAUUUUUUAUAAUUAUAUUAUCCACAAUGAGAAUGGUUUUUUGUUUAUCGAUGAUGGACCAUAUCUAGAUUCUGUGGAACAUAUUGUUGAACACUAUAGCAUGAUGCCAGAUGGAUUACCAACAGUAUUAAGAGCUCCAGUGCCUCCAAAGCCAAAACCUCCAGUGCCAGAGUUUUCAACGAUGCCAAAACCAAAACAAAAGAAUCAAAAAGUUCAAUCCAACGUAGUACCAAAACCCGAUGAGAAGGUCGCUAACAAACAUUUCCAGAGUUUAACCUUCACAAAUGACCUAAUUCGUACAAAUAAUAAUAAUGUCUCAGAAAAUGAGAACGAUUGCAUUCCAGCUGAUCGCUUGACAAAAGGAACCCUUAUUGGCGAAGGAGAAUUCGCAUCUGUAUAUGAAGGUACUUAUUUGAGAAAGAACAGAGAACGAACUAAAGUUGCUAUUAAAAUUCUCCACAACGAACAAAUGGAAACGAAUCGUGAUGAAUUUUUGAGCGAGGCACAUCUUAUGAUGAAAUUAAACCACCAUUGUGUCGUUAAACUCAUAGGGUUGUCUCUAGGACCACCUCUUUUGAUGGUCCAGGAAUUAGUUCAUCUGGGAUCGAUUUUGCAGUAUAUCGAGGCUAAUAAGGAUGGAAUCAAUCCGAAUUAUGAAUUUAAAAUAUGGGCUGCCCAAAUUGCAUGUGGGAUGCAAUAUCUGGAAGAAAACAGAUUUGUACAUAGAGAUUUGGCGGCUAGGAAUAUUUUAUUGGCAAGUCGUACUCAGGCAAAAAUCAGUGACUUUGGCCUUUCCAGGGCAUUAGGAGCAGGGCGUAAUUAUUACAGGGCAAUGGGUGGUGGAAAAUGGCCCCUGAAAUGGUAUGCACCAGAAUCAUACAAUUAUGGUCAAUUCUCCCAUAAGAGUGAUGUUUGGAGCUUUGGUGUCACUAUAUGGGAAAUGUACGCUUUUGGAACUUUACCUUAUGAAGACAUGAAAGGAUAUGAGGUAGGUAUUGGAACAGACAUGUUUUGGUUUCCAGCAAAAAAAUGUACUUAAC
Leptinotarsa decemlineata (Colorado potato beetle) is the source of this 2122-nucleotide messenger RNA. RefSeq names its product SH2 ankyrin repeat kinase (gene Shark). The record is from RefSeq and is a predicted model, not a curated record. Lineage: Eukaryota; Metazoa; Arthropoda; Insecta; Coleoptera; Chrysomelidae.